Molecule: messenger RNA, 636 nt
Organism: Rhopilema esculentum
Lineage: Eukaryota; Metazoa; Cnidaria; Scyphozoa; Rhizostomeae; Rhizostomatidae
Biological process (GO): mitochondrial electron transport, NADH to ubiquinone
Cellular component (GO): respiratory chain complex I
Source: RefSeq, a predicted model, not a curated record
AUCACAUCACCAGAAUCGAGGUUUCUGGUAGCCAUUUUGAAGUCUUGGCUAACCAAAUUUAGAGAGAAAGUGCUACCCUGUUUGGGCCUUUUCAAGCCAGUAUUAUUGCUUUUCGGUGCUCUCUCAGUGAUGUCUUGGGCACCUCAGCAACUGAAUCAUGCACAGAGAGUAACUAGGCUUUACAGAAGGUCAUUAAAACAUCUUUUGUCAUGGGCCAUCGAUAGGCCACUUUGGAGAGAAAAGGCCCUGGAUUUAAGAGAUCGUUUCGAUGCAAAUAUUGGUAUUAAAGACCCUCGCGUGGCCCUCAAAGUAUUAGAGGAGGGAGAAGCUGAAUUUGAAGAGAACAGGCAUCCGCAACCAUACAUUCAUCCUUCAGCUCCUGGUGGCUCAAAAUAUGAAAGGAAUGUACCUCCUCCUCCUCAUGUACUACAGAUGCUUCCUGAAGAAGAACAGUGGUACAAGGAAAUGACUGACUGGGCAAAUGGGAAGAACUGAGACAACAGGCUGAUUUACCAGAGUAUGAACUAAGUUUGACAAACAAUUUGAUUAUUUCAUUCUUUGCAAUGCCCUGUAUUUGUUCAAAGUAAUGAGAUUGGUUUCCUUUGAAUUGCUUACAAUGAAUUACCAUGUUUGCUA